This is a messenger RNA of Vigna angularis (adzuki bean), 1134 nucleotides long. RefSeq lists its product as uncharacterized. The coding region runs from base 209 to 997 and encodes 262 amino acids. NCBI's taxonomy places the organism in Eukaryota, Viridiplantae, Streptophyta, Magnoliopsida, Fabales, Fabaceae. The record is from RefSeq and is a predicted model, not a curated record. The transcript is spliced from 3 exons.
UAUGGUGCUAAUUAACAAUUGCCUAUGUGGGACUGUUUGGUAUUAAAUCCCCACACACAGUGGGAAUCUUUGGCCUUUAAGCAACCUUUGCUCCAAGCAAUUCUGAAACUCUUCCUUCCUCCCUUUGCCAGAUUCUUCUCUUCAAAACUCUCAAACCUCAUCUUCUACCCUUCUGUUCAAUUCCAUCUUUCUUCUUCAGCUCCAAAACAUGGCUAUCACACACGCUGACCUUCAACCCAGCAGAAGGAAAACAGAUUUGAGUAGCAAAACCGGUGCCUUUCUUAUGGUUCUCACAAUUCUGAUUGGCCUCUUCUGCUUCAUCCUAUGUCUCAUAGCAGAAGCCACACGUUCUGAGGUGACAUGGAUGAACGCAGGUGGAAAAGAAAACGGAGCCAAAUCAGAAUGUGUUUAUAGUGGUAGUGGGAAAGUGCCAUUACUAUGUGCUGUUUCUGCUUUUGUUGGACUUGCCUUUGCCAUGGUCACGCAGCACACUUACAUGUUGAUAGCACUCAGUAAAUCAUCACCUUCUUUGCUUACCUGGGAUCUUGAUUCUCCCUCUGCCAAGUCCCUAACAUGGCAAGCAGCGUUUUUCUUCGUUACAACUUGGAUUUGUUUUGGAGUUGGGGAGAUUUUGUUGUUGGCAGCACUGAGUGUAGAGUCAGGCCAUCUGAAGAAUUGGUCGAAGGCAAGAACAGGCUGCUACAGCAUCAGAGAAGGGUUGUUUUCUGCUGCAGGGGUGUUGGCUUUGACGACAGUUUUCUUGGCUGCUGGUUUAUACCUAACAGCACUACGUGCACAGAAAAUGGCAGAGGAAGAAGCCAUUGUUCGAAGAGAGGUUCUAGAAACCUCUGCCUUGUAUGCUUCUCCACCAAGAUCACCCCAACCACAGUACAUGUCAACCGUUGCAAGGGAGAACCCCACAAGCAGAGAAAACCAGAAUGAGCUUCUCUUGUCUGUGUUUCCAACUCCAUUUGUUAAAGGUUAUGACUUUGUUUGAAUGAUGAAAAGGGCACAGGGAAAAAGUGGAGUUAGGAGUUUUAGUUUCACACAACUCAAAGGGUUGAAAUUCAUUUCAUUCUGUAAAUAAUUUCAGAAUGCAGAUAAAAAGAAAAAACAAAGCUUAUUAUUAUUUCA